AUGACAGAUUACCCUCGAACAGAGCAUUAUCAAAGGGCUCCACACACCAAUUAUAACAAUCAAGUCUACAAUAACUUGGAAAAUAGCUAUAUGCCAACUCAGGAAACAAAUUACGACACAUCUGAGUUAAAUACAGCCCGUGUAAAUAAUAUGAACGGUCACACAUCUCACCCGCCAGUCGCAACUUAUCAAACAAAUGGUCAUGGGUUCUCUAUGAAUUAUGGAAAUCCUUUAUCAGAAAUUUCGACAUACCAAACUAAUAACUUACCGCGAAAUGGGCCGAAUGGGAUUUCGGUGAACACUACUAAUCUUCCAUUAUCCAAUAUGAGUAUAAUUAACACAAGUUCCGGAAGAAUUAUUUGUGUGGCAAAUGCCGAAGGUAACAUCUCCAUAAUAAAUAAGCUUGCCGACGAAACAGGCGCCACUGCAGUUAUCCAUACUGGUGAUUUUGGAUUUUAUGAGAAAGAGAGUUUAGAGCGGAUUAGCGAUAGGCAAGAAUUAAUUUUCGUACAACUCUUUUUGUUCAUCAACGAUCAAUAA
Messenger RNA from Acaulospora morrowiae, 540 nucleotides. The record is from the annotation of a GenBank genome assembly. NCBI's taxonomy places the organism in Eukaryota, Fungi, Glomeromycota, Glomeromycetes, Diversisporales, Acaulosporaceae.